Molecule: messenger RNA, 1191 nt
Organism: Rhodotorula graminis WP1
Lineage: Eukaryota; Fungi; Basidiomycota; Microbotryomycetes; Sporidiobolales; Sporidiobolaceae
Exons: 9
Coding region: 1-1191 (396 amino acids)
Biological process (GO): alternative respiration
Cellular component (GO): mitochondrion
Molecular function (GO): alternative oxidase activity
Source: RefSeq, a predicted model, not a curated record
AUGCUCGCUCGCCGCUCCGUCGUCGUGAGGGCGGCCCCGACCUUCGCCCGCUCGCUCUCGACGUCGACCGUCCUCCAGUCGCCCACGCCCACGCCCAGGCGCAAGGUCGACGAGAAGGGCUACGAGCACCACUUCAAGGACUCGGUCGCCGUCGCGCCCGAACCUGCGCCCGCCGCCGUCCAGCCGACGACCGCCGCUCCCUGGCAGCCCUCACGCCCGCACGAGAAGUACCUGCUCGCCUACCCGGUCUACUCGCCCGCCGAGCUCGACGCCGUCAAGGUCACGUCGUUCGAGCCCAAGACCAUGGCCGACAAGUGGGCGCGGUUCCUCGUCAAGAAGGCGCGGUGGGCGUUCGACCUCGUCUCUGGGUACAAGCACGCCGACUCGGACGCGGCAAGGGCGGCGGCCAAGAAGGACGGCAAGGGCGACGACCUGUCGCUCCAGCAGCUGCGCGACCAGGGCUACCUCAUGCGUCGCGACGACUGGAUGCUCAGGAUCCUCUUCCUCGAGAGCAUCGCCGGCGUGCCAGGCUUCACUGCCGCCAUGCUGCGCCACCUGCGCUCGCUCAGGCUCAUGCGCCGCGACGGAGGAUGGAUCAACGGGCUUCUGCAGGAGGCAGAGAACGAGCGCAUGGUACGUCGCCUGCUCGAGCCGCCUCACCUCCUCACGUUCCUCAAGAUCCGCGGGCCGUCGCCCUUGUUCCGCCUGAUGGUCCUCGCCGCCCAAGGCGUUUUCACCAACGCCUUCUUCCUGUCCUACAUCGUCUCUCCCAAGUCGUGCCACCGGUUCGUCGGCUACCUCGAAGAGGAGGCGGUCCACACCUACACGGGCCUCGUCAAGGCUCUCGAGCGCAACGAGGUUCCCGAGUGGGCGCCCGAGACGGGCUUCCGCGUGCCGCAGAUCAGCAUCGACUACUGGCGCCUGCCUCAAGACGCGACGAUGCUCGACCUCGUACGUGCCGUGCGCGCCGACGAGGCAGGCCACCGGUUCGUCAACCACACCCUCGCAAACCUCGGCCAGGACGACCCGAACCCGACCUCGUUCAAGCACGCGUCGGCGACGGUCCAGGGCACCCAGACCGGCUUUUCGCGUGACGAGUCGAUCGCGUGGGCCAAGCAGGUCGAGGAGGAGAUGACGAGCGCCAAGAAGGCUGGCGAGGAGGAGAUGCGCAAGCUCGAGGAGCGCAAGUGA